This is a messenger RNA of Plasmodium adleri (nom. inval.), 1476 nucleotides long. Its product is annotated as merozoite TRAP-like protein. Bases 1 to 1476 code for a protein of 491 amino acids. NCBI's taxonomy places the organism in Eukaryota, Apicomplexa, Aconoidasida, Haemosporida, Plasmodiidae. The record is from RefSeq and is a predicted model, not a curated record. The transcript has a single exon.
AUGAAGAGAACAAUAAUAAAUUUAUAUUUGAUAAAUAUAUUUUUUGCCUUAUUUGAAAUAAAAGGUAUAUCAGCAAGUGAUACAUGUGAAGAAUGGUCAGAAUGGUCUGCAUGUACUCAUGGAAUCAGUACUAGAAAAUGUUUAAGUGAUCUUUCUAUUUUGGAUGAGACACUUGUAUGUACUAAAUGUGAUAAAUGGGGAGUAUGGUCAGAAUGCAAGGAUGGUAAAAAACAUAGAAAAGUUAUGAACUGUCCUUUUAUUAAAGAAGAGCAAGAAUGUGAUGUGGAUAAUGAUAUGGAGGAUGACACGAGCACAAAUAAUAACUAUAUAUAUUUCAACGUAGAUGAGGAAGAAAAUGAAAAUGAAAAUAACAAUAUAAGUAAUAACAAUAUAAGUAAUAACAAUAUAGAUAAUAACAAUGUUGAUGUAGAUGAAAAUUAUAAUGAUGAUGAAGAAGAUGUAAAAAAUAAUGAUUUAAAUAAUUCUAGCACUAAUAGUAAUAAUAAUGACAUUACUAAUUUCACACAAGUAAAUGAUAAAAUGACUACAACACAUAAAACGACAAAUAUAUAUCCAGUUAAUUUUAUACAACAAAAAUAUACAAAAAGUAAUAGACAUAGAUCUGAUGACUUUUCUAAAAUAUUAAAUAGCAUGAACAAUAUGAACACUAAUAAUCAUACUCAUAGAAGUAGCAGUAGUAACAAUACGAAAAAUUUUAAUACUUAUAGAGGAAAUAGUUAUAUGCAUCCUCAUUUUUCAAAUUAUAUGAGUUCCUCUGUAUCUAAUACAGCAAGAGAAGAAAAAAAAACUGGUGACGAUGCGGAUAAAAUAGAGCAUGAUAAUAUAACUAAAGAAGAAAGGAUAGUACCAACAAAUACACAACAUAAUAAUAUUAAUAAUAAUCAUCAUCAUAAUAAUAAUAAUCAUCAUCAUCAUCAUCAUGGUCGUAGUGAUAUACAUGAACAUGAUACUUCUUACAGUGUAGAUGGUGAUAAACACAACUCCAAUAAAGAAUUACCAAGCUUGUCGACCUAUGAUUAUGAUAUGAAUAAUGAUUCUUAUAAAAACAAUUAUAUGAAAAAAUUAAGAGAUACUGUCAAAGAAGAACAAACAAAAUUAAAUAAUAAUCAGAACAAUGAAAAAUUAUCUUCCUCAGAAAAACACAAUGAUGAUAUGUCUGCAUUAUAUGAACAUAUGAAUGCCAAAGAUCAAGAUCAUAAACAACAGGAGCAAUCAGAUUCGAGCUCAAAUAGUCACUUUGAAAAUUACAGCAAAUUAUAUAUAGCUAGUGGUAUAGGUACUCUUGUACUUUUGGGAGGUAGUAUAGCUACAUAUUUCUUAUACAAAGAAAAAAAAGAAAAGGUAGUACAAGAAGAAGUAAAAGAAGAAAAUUUUGAAGUCAUGUUUAAUGAUGAUGCUGUAAAGGGUAAGGAUAAUAAAGCUAUGGAUGAAGAAGAAUUCUGGGCACUCGAGUGA